UAAACCAGAUGUUUUUCUUUUUUUCCAUUGUUUUGAAUGGGACUACAUGUGUGUUAUAAAAUGUAACGCAACAGAUAUGCCAUUGGAUGCUACGAUACAUCUAUCAAAGACCUCUCCAGAAAACGACAUUGUUUACGAAUUUUCGGAUAAACAGCCACAAUACACUUACACGCAACGCUCUAAUUUCGUUACAAUCUUCAUGGACCCAUUUUACAAAACAUGGGAAGGUUAUUAUACGUGUACAGUAAAGGAGAAUACGGCUACACAUAAAACAUGGACAACAGAUCCCGUAUAUUUAAAGUCUCCAAUAAAUGAAAGCAACACAGUAGUUACACCAACAACAAAGUCUUGUAAACAUUUUGAAUGGACGGUUGUAAUCUCCAGCAAGAAUCAAUUACGUAAACGGACACUAUUAAAAAGUGGUGAAGGUGUUCGGUUUCGAUGCUCUGUUGACGGUAUCCCAGAGCCCAAAGUAACAUGGAAAAAGAAAGGAAAUGAGGAAUUUUUGUCUAUGGGACCUGUGUUACAUUUCCCUUCAAUAACCAGAGAGGACCAAGGACAAUAUGUUUGCGUGGCUGAUAAUGGAAUUAGAAAGACCAACAAAACUGCAAAUCAAAUAUAUGUUACAACUUUUAAACCAGUCAUUAAAUAUGCCAACCCAACUGCAGGUGUUAUAACAUUACGACAGGAUGAAGUAAACUCACACCACAUCUUCCUAUAUCUAUAUAACACACUAAAAGAAACCAACAUGGAGUAUAAAGAAAUGGCAGUUAUAGUAGAAGGUUAUCCUGAUCCACAAGUUACUUGGUGGAAGAUUAAUGAAAAUGGCAGAGAGCGACUACCUGAAGAUUCUAGUAGUUUCUGGAAUCGUGGAUUUGAAUUCUACAGCGAAUCAAUCCGCAAUGAUGAAAGUUUCUACCCAGAUGAAGGAUCGAAAUCGAUUAGGUUACGAAUAUAUAAUGUUUCUCCUGUAGACCUUGGAACCUAUGUCGUUAAAGCAGAGAACCAACUUGGUACAGCUGAGUUAACAUUUACAAUGAAAAUUGAGUCUAACUAACAUAUAACUAGAGGAUAUGAAACAACUACCAGAAGUAACCAGCUCAUCUAUCAUUUAGCUAAUACUUUCCUGAAUCUACAAUAUAAUAAAAGAUUUUCUG
Messenger RNA from Mytilus trossulus (common blue mussel), 1157 nucleotides. RefSeq names its product lachesin-like. The coding region runs from base 47 to 1057 and encodes 336 amino acids. Gene Ontology annotation, molecular function: axon guidance receptor activity. Gene Ontology annotation, biological process: homophilic cell-cell adhesion; synapse organization. NCBI's taxonomy places the organism in Eukaryota, Metazoa, Mollusca, Bivalvia, Mytilida, Mytilidae. Gene Ontology annotation, cellular component: plasma membrane; neuronal cell body; axon. The record is from RefSeq and is a predicted model, not a curated record. The transcript is spliced from 8 exons.